CCUCAGGAAUGGAUAGAGAUGGAUCCCCACGUCAGCUUGUACGUCUAAGGAUUUCUGCUCCUCCAGUCUGCCUCAAAGUGGCUGAGCGCAGCGCGGCGGAGGAACUAUGCGAGGACCAUUAUAGGACCGUUUCCAACCGCCGAAUAUGGAUUUUAAUGAGCGGAUUUCUAGCUCCAAUAUGUAUUUACCAAGCUGCACUUACUAUGUCUCCGGAGCGGACUUCUCGAGUCUCCCACAUUAUUUAACCCAGAGCCAGUCCUCGUGCCCCAUGACCUACCCUUACCAGUCCUCAGCCCUGCCACAGGUCCCGUCCGUGAGAGAGGUGGCUUUCAGAGACUAUGGGAUUGACACGUCCAAUAAAUGGCACCACAGCAGGGGGAGCUUGUCGCACUGCUACCCGGAGGACCUCGUGCACAGGGACGGUUGGACGAGCCCAACUUCACGGGGGGGAGAGAUCCUGGUGAAAGGCAUCUCCGGCGGCAGCCACCCCGGCGCCUCCAACCCGCCGCCCGGCUUCCACGGCAGCAUCGGGCGGAACGGCGUCCUGCCGCAGGCGUUCGACCAGUUCUUCGACACCGCUUACGGGAGCGCGGAGACCAGCGCGACGCCGACGGCCCCGGCGGCGGGCUCGGACAGACACGCCGCCAAAGCGAGUCCCGCUCCGGCUCAUCCGUGCUCGGACAUGGCGGAGAGCUGCAGCCCCAAGUCGUCCUCCGGCCACAGCGAGGACAAGCAGAGCAAAAGCAGCGGUGGCCAGAGGACGCGCAAAAAGAGAUGCCCGUAUUCAAAGUAUCAGAUCAGAGAACUGGAGAGGGAAUUCUUUUUCAGCGUUUACAUCAACAAAGAGAAGCGCAUGCAGCUCUCCCGCAUGCUCAAUCUGACAGAUCGACAGGUCAAAAUCUGGUUUCAGAACAGGAGGAUGAAGGAGAAGAAACUGAACAGAGACCGUUUACAGUACUACACCACGAACCCCCUGCUAUAAACACUGAACAAAGACUGUCACUGACGUGCAGCCAUUCAGCCAGUCACCAAGACUAUACACUGCUGCAUAUUUUAAAGGAUGGCGGAUUUUUAACGUGGGCACUUCAUAUACAAUUGUAUAGUAUUUAUACACUAUUUUGUCAUUACGCACCGUUGAAAGUAUUAUUAUUAUUAAUUAUAAAGAACAUGGCUGUUAUUCAGCCUGCCCAACAACCAACAGUUUUCUCAUGGUUAAAAUGACGUGGUUGCGUGGUGUGCUCAAGCGGAAAGCCUUGUGUCGGGAUUCAUUUUUGUUUAAUUUAAUAAUAAACGGAUAUUACUGUGCCGUCAUUUUUUAUUUUCUAUUUUCUUCAAUUUUAUGGAUUCUGAAUUCGUUCAUAUUUACGCACGGAGCUGUUCUCUUUACACCAAAACUACUGUCCGUGUAUUUUUUUCUUCAGUUUCUUGUAAUAUUUUAACUUUAUUGUAAAAAAUACAACUCCGGUGACUAUAAACCUAUUUUGUGUGUUCAUGAAUCAGAUCUGACCUGCCACUAUUGGCGAGAAACGUUGCCCCCUAAAUGACCGCUCAACGUUUCAAAGUUGGAGAGUGAGUCCAAUUAUAAAAUGUUAUAGCAAUUCAUCUACUCCAUGCGUUUCAAGCGUGGUGAUCGUGGAUAUAUAACAUCUGCGCUUGAUCCUUCGUUGCAGGCGUUUAGCUGAGCUAUUGGCCGUAAUUAUUCCCCAACUUCACCCAAAGAGCCAACCGCUGAUAAAAGAGCGAAACCCCCUAAUGAAACACGAUCCAAUAUUUUAUUUCAGAUGCCAGCACGUGCACCGUAUCAGCUUCAUGAUGUGUAGGUUUGGUGCUUUUUAUUUCCUCAUGACUGGAAAUGGGAUCCUGUGCAGUUAUUGUUUGAUAUCCAUUACAAAGAGGUCAGUCAUUUCUGGGGCGAUGAGGAGAGACUGCUUUCUGACCUAACAUGCCUGUUAGGCACAGAAUCCUGACACUUGUUUGAAUGCAGAUAUGUAACAGGCCGUGCUACUUUGCAGAUCAAGAAUUUAUUUGUGUGAUUAUACCCUCAUCAAAGUAGUUACACUUUAUCAAUUGCAUCCACCGCGAGUGCGAACCCAUCAGGCGGGGACACUGGGGCAAAUACCCAUUAAGCAUCCCUAUCUGCUCAUUAAUUUAUCACCUGGAGCCCUUUAAUCCAAAUAUGCAUGUGUUUGAUGCUAUGCAUUUAGACUACGGGGGUUUAUGUUAGCCUACGGGGGAAGGUCAAAUGAAGCCGUGCGCAUAAUGAGAUGGGUAAAAUUUGGCUCUAGGUGGCUUUGUAUCCACCACCAGUCCCCUGAAAACAACUUCAAUGGUCUACCAUAAUCUAAUAAUGGCCCUGAUGCCUUCCUUAUACUGUGCAUCCUGUGAGACUCCCAGGAAUUCGGCUUUGAUUGCUGCACAUCCUCCCAGUUGCUCCAGUAACUUGGCCAUAAAAGGCGGAUUCGUCUGGAGCAUUUGGAGUGCAGUGCAAUAAAGCGUCUGAGACCAAGGUUAUUAACUGUGACUAUAGGGGCUGAAUACAACGGCCGGGAGCAUUGGAGGCUUGUGUUCACGGACCUUUCCGGCGUCAUUUCUUUCAGCAUCGGACCGUCGUAGGAUUAUUCUGCGCUUGUGUCGUGCUGCAUUGUGUUUCGUGUCCUGUUCAUCCACUGGGUGGCGCUGCUCAGAUCAAUGUCAUUGCCAUGAAUUGAGAUAUAAAAGACGUUUGACUCGCAUCUCGGCUGCUUUAAAAAAAGGCACCAUCGGAGGAUUUCACCAAUACGGUAUGGACUGAGAUGUUAAUGCUUCCACUGCCUAAUGUUUGCUAAUGUGAUUCAAGGUGUUGGCUUCUGUUUUUCUAUUUGGUCGCGCCUUCAUCUGAAAACUGUACAGCGCUAUUUUAUCAUUUUGAGCACCACAGAUGCUACGAUACCCUGAAAGCAAAACCACCUGAAGGAAAUAGUGAACAUCAAAUCCAGAUGUUAUUGGUCCGAGUGACCAACGUGUACUGACCAAUAAGAUCAGUCCAGGGCCUACAUUUUAAAUAUUGCGUUGCUCACUGAGCUUUGCAAUUACAGUUUAUAAAGUAUAGUACAACUAUAUUUUGUUCAAACUUACAUUGGACAUGUGUCGUUUAUUGUUUGUUAAACUUGCGUGUUUCUUCAUAUGGUUCGUUACUUUGUGUGUGUCAUUUUGCGUGCCUGCAUGGACACAAACAGAGAGACAUUAAGACAAAAAAACAGUCAGUUUGGGAUUUUAUCAAUAUGUCUAACAAAUAACUUUUCUAACUUUUCAUUUUUAAUGAGUUAAAAACGUUUUAUGGGAAUAAUGACACAAUAGCUCAACGCAUUAUCCACGGGUUUAAUGAUUAGUAUCAUUCAUUUCAGCGAGACAUGCUGCAGAAUUGAUGUCAAAUGAAAUGGCUGAUUUCUAGACUGCAUGGCUCCAGACUUACAGGGAAUACAGUUAUCCAAUUGUGAAGCUAUUCCAACCACGUUUUCAGACAUUUUUAGGCUGGUCUAAAUCUGUAGGCCUGUGUUUUAAACUCCUGAUAACACUGACGGUCUUUUCCACGAUUGUGUGUGAGUAUUUCCGUUUUUUAUUUUAUUUUGAAUAAAGUCUACAAAUGUGUGUACACUCGUUGGUAACAAAUAUCCCCAGACCAUGACGAAAUUACAGUAUGUCUAAUUAUUAUUUUUAUUUCAAUUUCAAACUAAAUUUUAAAUUACAAACGUACUAUAUUUUGCA
This is a messenger RNA of Gasterosteus aculeatus aculeatus (three-spined stickleback), 3744 nucleotides long. RefSeq names its product homeobox A11b (gene hoxa11b). Gene Ontology annotation, molecular function: RNA polymerase II cis-regulatory region sequence-specific DNA binding; DNA-binding transcription factor activity, RNA polymerase II-specific. Gene Ontology annotation, biological process: regulation of transcription by RNA polymerase II; anatomical structure development. NCBI's taxonomy places the organism in Eukaryota, Metazoa, Chordata, Actinopteri, Perciformes, Gasterosteidae. Gene Ontology annotation, cellular component: nucleus. The record is from RefSeq and is a predicted model, not a curated record.